GAAACUCAGCCUCAGCCCAGCCUUCAGCAUUUCCCUUUCCCUUUCCCAAAGAUGUAAUUGUCUGGCUGACCGCUGACGCUGUGGCAGUCAUGUCCAUUUCUACACCUUCACUUGGCAGAACGGACGGCCCUCCGUCGGUUCUGCCAAGUGCCAGCCCUGCCAUAGUUGUCCUGACCUAAUAACACGUCACCCAUGUUAUCGUAAAAAUACCAAAAAAGUAGGCGAAAUGGCCUUUCCGGUACCGUCUACCGUCAAAAGAAUAUUAUGAAAUUUUCGUUUUCCUUUUCGAAUUUCGGCCACCCGCCUUUGUAGACGAACGCCCAUCGAUUACUCCUUACUCGAUUCAAGUAUUCAACUUCCGAAUCGCCGAUGCUGCUGCUCUCGUCCCACUGUACCAGUCCACACACGUUGUAAGUUGUCACUUUAACCGAGUUGGGAAUGACGAGUUUAACUCGGUGGUCAAAUUCAAAUAACUGGUCAAAGUCGCCGUUAACAGUACUUCUCCGUUUUCCUUUUGGUCUUUGACGGGACGAAACGUCAUUAAUUAAACCCCAAAAGCCCCAUAUGAUUCAUAACUUUAAUUUAUUAUUUCACUCCAAAACCCCAGCUGAGAGGUGUGAAAAAAAUUAUCAUCUGACGUACGUCUGUGUUGAUCUUCUUCUUCCUUCUCCAAGACCUAUUAUCAAUUCAAACAACAUUACGUAUAUAAUCAGAAGAUAAGAGGGCCAAGAGUCCAACUCUCUCUGCAAAGCAUAUUGAGAUCAAAGAAGAACAAACUGAGAAGGGAAUCAGGACACCAACUACAUUGCGAGAUGAAGUUCUCUCUUUCAUUCUUAGUCUGCUUCUCUUCUGCCCAUGAAGAUAACGUUGACUACAGCAAACAAGGUCUACAAUCUCCUCCAAAUGUUCACCAUUAUUCCUACAAGGAAUUGAAAGAUGCGACUCAGGGUUUCCGACCGUUGAACAAGAUUGGAGAAGGGGGUUUUGGCUCUGUCUACAAGGGACGACUUCAAGAUGGUACUCUCGUGGCGGUAAAGGUGCUUUCAGCCGAAUCAAAUCAAGGAGAGAGGGAGUUUAUGGCUGAGAUAGCUGCAAUGUCGAAUGUCAGACAUGAAAAUCUUGCUACGCUUCUUGGUGGCUGUGUUGAUGGAAGUAACAGAAUUUUGGUUUAUGAGUAUAUGGAAAAUAACAGUGUUGCGCAUAUGUUGCUUGGUGGGGAGCAUAACAGAGUUAUGCUUAAUUGGGAUGUCAGACGCAAGAUCUGCUUAGGGGUUGCUCGGGGCCUUGCCUACCUUCACGAAGUGCUUAGGCCUCACAUUGUGCAUCGAGAUGUUAAAGCUAGAAAUAUACUUCUUGAUGCGGAUUUUACUCCAAAAGUUUCAGACUUCGGUCUCUCAAAGCUAUUUUCCGAUGAUGUUACUCAUGUUACUACACGCGUUGCCGGAACAUUAGGCUACCUUGCUCCUGAAUAUGCCAUUAGUGGGCGUUUGACAAGAAAAUCCGAUGUCUACAGCUUUGGUGUACUCCUUAUGGAAAUCGUCAGUGGUAGACCAGUUGUGGACUUCAACUUAGAACAUGGGGAACACAAUCUUGCCGACAAGGCUUGGGGGAUGUACCAGGCUAAUGAGCUAUUGCAGUUAAUAGAUCCUUCACUGAAAGGAGAGUUCCCUGAGGAAGAAGCCAUCCGAUUUUUGAAGGUAGGACUACUUUGUGUGCAAGAUGAUCCUAAGCUCCGUCCACAUAUGUCUAAGGCCUACAAGAUGAUGUGCAAUGAGAUCGAUGUCAAAAAUUUCGAGAUAUCGCCUCCGGGGCUCCUCAUGGAUCUUGAUAAUGUCAAAGUAGGCGGCAAAAAUACUUCAAACACUAGCAGUGGUACUUCCAAGGGCUCCACGGCCACAAGUAGUAGUUCAUGGGGAAGCCACAGUGCCACCUUGAUCGAGUAGACAAUAUGUAUCACUGCAACACAUCCUUUUGUCCCCGAAGCCUAGAUGUGCGGAGCUAGAAGGUCUACUUAUAGAGUGAUAUUCCGCCGAGUGGGUCUUUGUCAACCAUUUUCAACUAUUCAUUAUGCCCUGCAUAUUUGAGCUUUGUGGUCACGGAAGGUAAUCAUGUACAUGAUUUUUUUUUCCUAAUGUAAAAUUAGAAGGAAUGUCGAGAACAUCAUGCUUAUAGUUUGUAAAUCUUCAUCCUGAACAUGUAAAGAUGCAAAACAAGCAAGAAGGUGAUGAGCCCUUUUUUUUUCUGAUACAAAACAAUGCUGUAAUGAUUCAGCUCUUUCACAGUAUAUAUUUCGGCCCAUGUUUUAGUUAGUUUUUACCAUAAGAAUUUAAAGACUAAAGUUGUAAAGAUUGGACUGUUUAAGAUGGCACUCGGGUAUAUUUUUCAUUGCUUGGGUAUCAGUUGGAUAUCUGAAAUAAGAGGUGGAGUGUAAUCAUUUUGGAAUCCCCAGUCUGGGUUCUAUAUAUUAAAGAAGAA
Molecule: messenger RNA, 2475 nt
Organism: Nelumbo nucifera (sacred lotus)
Lineage: Eukaryota; Viridiplantae; Streptophyta; Magnoliopsida; Proteales; Nelumbonaceae
Product: putative serine/threonine-protein kinase
Biological process (GO): protein phosphorylation
Molecular function (GO): ATP binding; protein kinase activity
Source: RefSeq, a predicted model, not a curated record